GUUGAAACGUUCCCAGAGGCGUCCAGGGGAGUGAGUGUGUUGAUCACAGCAGCUAAGCUUUUGUUUUUUCUGAUCUCACUGAGGAGCUCUCCCAGUCUUGACGCCCUUCACUGUUUUGCCGAAAUGAGGUUGUUCUUCGGCGCCAAGAAGGAGGAGAACAAGGCUCCGGCGGUGCGUUUGGACAGCACACACGCGAUGCAUAGAUCAGCACAGCACAGCACAGAUGCCCGGCGUUGCCGCUUUCUCCUGUGUGUUGUCUUGCGUGCCGCAGGUUGAUCUGCCGACGGCCAUCAAGUCCAACAAGGAGGCCAUCGCGACUCUCGAGAAGCGGCAGCAGCAUCUGGAGAAGCGCAUCCAGGCGCAGGAGGAUGAGGCGCGCGCCAAGACCAGGGCCAAGGACAAGCGGGGGGCGCUGCUGGCUCUCAAGCGCAAGAAGCUGUUCAACCAGGAGCUGGACCAGCUCAACAACGCCCGGCUGACGCUGGAGCAGCAGAUCAUGACACUCGAGAGCGCACAGACACAGACGGUGGCUGUCGAGGCCCUGCAGACAGGCGUCAACGCGCAGAAGAUCAUGAACCAGCGACUGUAAGCAAAGCAACCAAGAGGGCAGGGAGGGGAGGGGAGGGCACACACACAUGGGUCGGGUGGCUGUGUCCAGUCCAUGGUUGUUGAUUUGGUGUGUUGGUUUGGUUUGGUUUGGCAUGUCCUCCUCAGUAACAUUGACAAGAUCGACAAUUUGAUGGAGGACAUGCAGGAGCAGCAGGACCUGCAGAAUGAGGUCGCACAGGUCCUCUCCAGCGGACAACCCAUCAUGGACGACGUGCGCAAUACAUGCACACACACACACGCACGCCACAGCCACUGACAAGACACACACACUUGGGAACGCAACGCGGGAGUAUCUGCGUUAAUGUGUGGUUCAGGAUGAGCUGCUGAACGAGCUGCAGGAGCUCGAGGCAGAGGGUACACACACAGACACGGGAAAACACGGGACAACACAGCCGGAUACUUGCUCACGUAUCUCUCUCGUGUGUGUGUGUGGAUCAGAGCUGGACAACAAGCUGUUGAGUGCAGGCACCGUCCCGACGGGUGCGGCAGCGACACACACAUACGGACGGACCAACAACCCACCGAGAUUCGUGUACACGCCUAACUCUAUCUGUGUGCGCGUAUGUGUUUGUCAGGUCUGCCGGCGGUGCCUGCCGGAGCCGAGGCCGCCGGUACGUGUGUUGUGUUGAUCCCCACGCAUGGCACGGAGGAAGAUUUCGUUCAUCUGUGUGUGUGUGUGUAUUGCGAUGUUCAGGCGUUUCAGCAGAGGCGGCUCCCUCCGCCCCAGCGCCCGUCAAGACACAACAACAGGCCGCAAAGGUAGGAGAACAGGCCUGCAGCAUGACAUGAGCUGACCAGACAAGUGCAGUGCGUGUGGGGUGGAUUGAUGACAUGGGUGUGUGUCACAAUGUGUGUCAGCCUCUGAGCGACGAGGACCAGUUGGCUGCCCUGCAGGCGGAGCUCGCAUGAUGGAUACGCACACACAUUCUGUACCUGCAUCGCGAAGGUACCGAAUGACAGACAGACAGACAGACAGACACAAACACCGAGACAGACCGGGGGGCUACGCUACGUGAGUGCAAAUACAGACGUCAGGCGUGCCCUUGUCUGUCUUUGUUUGUUCAGGUUGCUUGCCAUCCGUCGAGACACACCUGUUGACGCAUUUUUUGCUGAAUGAAUUGUGCGACACGUGGCUGCCGUUCAGGUGUGUCUUGUGAUCGCUGUUUCCCCGCCGCAGUUGCAUAUGAUCCCAGCACGUGGUGUCCCAUCGUGCAAUGAUCAUGCGACUGCAGCGAGGAACCCUCGACGCAACGACACACAUCGAACAGCAGCGCACAGCCAGGCACAGUGAGAGGCAGGCGAUCGCAUUACAGUAUGUGUCAACUCGACAUCCCUGUGUGUGUCUCUCGUAAUAUCUCUCUGUCUGUCUGUAUGGCGUGGCCUGUGUGCGUGUACAUUGGUCGCUUGAUUGCUGUUGGGGUGUGAUGACAUGACGGGUGAGAGGGUGAGGGCGAGUCUUUGUUGUGGCUGGCCUGGCCUGGCCUGUCGGCUCAGACAGACAGGUAGGUAUGUGGCGACUCACUUUUGAUGCGAAACGGACCGACGGGUAGACAGACCCUCCCAGGCAUGUGUGCAUGCACUCCGUGUUUUUGGACGACGUAAUACCCACAUCAAUCCCUGAC
Vitrella brassicaformis is the source of this 2231-nucleotide messenger RNA. NCBI's taxonomy places the organism in Eukaryota, Vitrellaceae. The record is from the annotation of a GenBank genome assembly.